Molecule: messenger RNA, 1335 nt
Organism: Argentina anserina (silverweed cinquefoil)
Lineage: Eukaryota; Viridiplantae; Streptophyta; Magnoliopsida; Rosales; Rosaceae
Product: protein SEH1
Exons: 8
Coding region: 101-1081 (326 amino acids)
Biological process (GO): positive regulation of TORC1 signaling; cellular response to amino acid starvation
Cellular component (GO): nuclear pore outer ring; Seh1-associated complex
Molecular function (GO): structural molecule activity; protein binding
Source: RefSeq, a predicted model, not a curated record
ACCAAAACCCUUUUCUACAAACUAAAACCUUCUUUUCCUCCACCUCUUCCGAUAAUCGACGCCCAUUACAGUCGGAGCUCCAGGCGCUUCGACGACGGAGAUGGAGAAAUCUCUGGUGACUCUUGAUAAAGGAACCACCUGCUCCUCUUGGAAUUACUCCUCCCAGAGACUAGCCACCGGCUCCCUCGACGGAACUCUCACCAUCUUCGACUCCCCCCACCCUUCUUCCUCCUCUUUCUCCUCCACCUCUAAAUUCAAGGUUCACCACGCUUCCGGCAUUGUGAAAGUUGUUUGGGUUCCUCCGCAGUUCGGUCACGCCGUGGCGUGUGUUUGUGGCGAUGGAACGUUGUCUUUGUGGGAAGAGACUGUCGAAGAUGCACAACCACUUCAAUGGAAGCUGUGCAAAAGCUUUCCAAGUGAUUCAACUCAGCUGCUAGAUGUGCAAUUCGGAGGUUCAUCGUCGAGUUUGAAAAUGGUCACUGCAUAUUCGGACGGCAAUGUCAAACUCUAUGAACUACUUGAUCCCUUGGAAUUGAAGAACUGGCAGCUUCAGGCGGAAAUUCAUAAUGUUAUUGAUUCGGUGUCUACAACUGGGAAAGCUGUGUGCUUAUCUGCAUCUAUAUCAUGGAACCCAAGAGGAGGAGAAAGCCAGGAAACAAGCUUUGUUUUGGGUUUCAAUUCAGACACGCUACAACUUAAUUCCUCCAAGGUAUGGGAAUUUGAUCAAGCUCAUCAAAGAUGGCUCCCAGUUGCAGAGUUGGCUUCUCCUAAUGAGAAGGGUGAUCAGGUAUAUGCGGUUGCUUGGGCACCAAACAUCGGCAGGCCCUAUGAGGUGAUUGCUGUUGCCACUUACAAGGGUAUAUCAAUAUGGCAUCUUGGAUUGAACCCCGACUCAGAUGGAAGGCUCCUUACAGAGAAGGUCGCACAACUCUCUGGUCACAGAGGCGAGGUCUGGCAACUGGAGUGGGACAUGAGUGGAAUGACCUUGGCGUCUACUGGGAGCGACGGGGUAGUACGGUUGUGGCAGUCUAAUUUAAAUGGCAUUUGGCAUGAAGAAGCUACAUUGGAACCCACUUACUAGUCCUUUACUUCCUCCGCUGGUAUAUGCUAGAGUGGCAACUUCCUGUUUAUCUUGGAGGAGCAACCUAAAUUUCUAGAUCGAAGAUUAGUGAAAUCCACUUCGCACAUUUGUUCAAGUUAUUCAGUAUUGAAAGUGUGGUCAAUACUCUUGGUCUCGUCUCACAAUUAUCUGAUGAAUGCCGUAGGAAGUUUGGCAUGUCAUUUUCAAAAACCGUAGAAACAUUGAUGCUCUUAAAUGAUCCGUUACUUGCCGCC